AAUUAGUUUCUUCAAAACAACUCCCUAAAACUUCAUUUCCAUUUACACAAAGAAUCACAGGUCCUACUUUCUGUUUUCUUAUCUGAACUCUAAAAUCUAAACCAGGAUGACCCGGUGCAAAGUUACUGUUUUUGCAAAGGAACUCUCUGUUAGGAUCAAGAAAGAAGUCAGAGAAGGAAAAUUUCUCAUUGCAACAAGCAUGAUCAUAUUUCUGUCAAUGGCUUCUCUUGUUUUCUUUCUUGGAAUGUUCAUCAACAACCAUGCUAGGAACUUCUUCCUCUCUGAGGAUCCCUACUUCCCUCAACUCAGCACAUUUUCUUCAUCAUCCCCUACGCCUCCAUGUUCUUACAUUUUCUGCAACUGUUCUCUCUCUUCAUCUCAUUCAAAGUUGAGAGAUUGGAUUGCUCCUGAGAAUGUCUGGCAUUCAAUGAACGAUGAGGAGCUGUUAUGGCGGGCGUCAAUGGUGCCCCAAAUGGAAUUCCCAUUCAAUCUGACUCCAAAAGUUGCAUUCAUGUUCUUAAGCAGGGGAAGUCUGCCUUUAGCUCCUCUGUGGGAGAAGUUCUUCAGGGGACAUGAAGGGUUUUACUCAAUUUACAUCCAUUCUUCACCGGAGUUCACCCGUGAGCCACCGGCGUCCCCUGUUUUCUACAACCGCAGGAUCCCAAGCCAGCCUGCUCAAUGGGGAUGGCCAACAAUGAUCGAUGCUGAACGGCGGCUUUUAGCCAAUGCCCUGCUCGACUUCUCCAACGAAAGAUUCAUACUUCUCUCCGAAACAUGCAUUCCCCUGUUCAACUUCCCAACAAUCUACAAUUACCUCAUUAACUCCAGCCAAAGCUUCGUGGGUUCAUUUGACGAUCCCAGGGCCGUAGGCCGUGGCCGCUACAACAAGCGAAUGUGGCCUACGGUGUCCCUCUCUGAUUGGCGAAAAGGGUCUCAGUGGUUCGAGGUUCACCGGAAGCUAGCCGUCAAGAUAGUUUCCGACCAGAAAUACUACCCUAUAUUCAGAAAGCAUUGCAACCCCCCGUGUUACAUGGACGAGCACUACUUGGCUACCAUAUUGACGAAGCUUCAUCCAGAGAUGAAUUCGAACCGGAGCGUGACUUGGGUUGAUUGGUCCAGAGGAGGGCCGCACCCCUCAAGAUUUGUGAGGAAGGAUAUCUCGAUGGAGUUCUUAAAUCGGCUCCGCCAUGGAUUUAACUGUACUUACAACGGUGGCCGGAGCUCAAUGUGCUUUCUUUUUGCCCGGAAGUUUCAUCCGAGCACUCUGGAGUCAUUGCUUAGGAUUGCUCCUGAAUUGUUUGGAUUUGAUCAUCAGUAACAUUCCUACUCAAUGGCGAGGGAAAUAGAUUUUUCAUAGAAAGUUUAGAACUUGGGAUAGAUAAAAUUUCAGUUCAAAGCAUUGUCAACGCCCCCAGCUUUCAGAGUACAAGAGCAUGUACAAUAGUAAUAAUAAUAAAAAAAUUUAUUUUGA
This is a messenger RNA of Rubroshorea leprosula, 1471 nucleotides long. NCBI's taxonomy places the organism in Eukaryota, Viridiplantae, Streptophyta, Magnoliopsida, Malvales, Dipterocarpaceae. The record is from the annotation of a GenBank genome assembly.